AAUCCCUACGAGAAAUUAGGAAUGGAGCGGCGGUGCCACUACGAGGUGCUCGGCGUCGACCGCGGCUGCUCCGCCGACGAGAUCAAAUCGGCGUACCGUAAACUCGCCCUGCAGCGCCACCCCGACAAGCUCGUCCGCACCGGCGUCUCCGAGGCCGACGCCAACGCUCAAUUCCAGGAGCUCGGCCAAGCCUACGAGGUCCUCUCCGACCCCAAGGAGCGAGCCUGGUACGACUCCCACCGCUCCCAGAUCCUCUUCGCCGAUCCCGAAGCCGCCGGCGCCGUCGUCCCCGACCUCUUCACCUUCUUCUCCACCACCGUCUUCUCCGGCUACUCCGACUCCGGCAAGGGCUUCUACAAGGUCUACGGCGACGUCUUCAACAAAAUCUACUCCAACGAGCUCAGCUUCGCCCGGAAGCUAGGGCUGGGGAUCGACGCCGUGAGGGAGGCGCCGGCGAUGGGGAACCUGAAGAGCGACUACGCGCAGGUGACGGCGUUUUAUAACCACUGGCUAGGGUUUGGCACGGUGAUGGAUUUCUGCUGGACGGACCAGUAUGACGUCACGGGGGGCCCGAACCGGAAGUUGAGGAGGUUGAUGGAGGAGGACAACAAGAAGCAGAGGAGGAAGGCGAAGAGGGAGUACAACGAGACGGUGAGGGGUCUGGCGGAGUUUGUGAAGAAGAGGGAUACGAGAGUGAGGGAGAUGGUAAUGAAGAAGGAGAAGGAGAGGGAAAUGAAGAAGGAGGAGGAGAGGGAGAAGAAGAAGAGGUUGGAGAAGGAGAAGUUGGAGAGAGCUAUGACGUAUGAGGAGCCGGAGUGGGCGAAAGCGGUGGAGGAGGAUGAGGAGGAGGAGGAGGAGGAGGAGGAGGAGGAGGAGAGGAAGAGGAAUGAGCUGUACUGUGUGGUGUGUGGGAAGAAGUUUAAGAGUGAGAAGCAGUGGAAGAAUCACGAGCAGUCGAAGAAGCAUAAGGAUAAGGUUGCUGAGUUUAGGGAAUCGAUUGUGGAUGAGGAGGAUGUAGGUGGUGAGGUGGAUGAUUUAGGUGAGCAAAUGAGGGAGGGUUUGGAGAUUGGAGAGGAGGGAGAUGGAGAUGGGGUUGGAGUGAGUGGCGGCGAGGAUGAGUUUUAUGAUUUUGGUGAUGAAAUUCGCAGGGAAAAAGUUGACGAUGAGGAUGGUGAUGAUGACGAUGAAAUGGAACUUCUCCGAGCAAUGGCGGCAAGGCACAAGAGUAGGGAAAGGGUUGAUAAUGAUGAGGAGGAGGAGGAGGAGGAGGAGGACGAUGACGGUGAGGAUGACGAAAUGGAACUUUUAAAAGCAAUGGCAGCCAGGCAGAAGAGUAGGGAAAAUAUUCUUGAAGAAGUUGGUGUUGAAGAGGAUGAUAGUGAGAGUGAUGAUGAAAUGGAUGUUCUUGAAGCAAUGGUGGCCGGGAAAAAGAGCAGGAAAAAUGCAGCUUCAAAAGUUGAGGUUGAGGAUCCCUUGGUGACCGGUGUUGAUGUGGACAGUGAUAGCAAUGGUGUAGAGUCCAUUCCGAUGGAAUAUGAGAAUAGAAAACCCUCAAGAAGGAAAGCGAAAAAUAAGAAGAGUGGUGCAGAAACAAAAAGAGUUGAUAUGAAUGAUAUUAGUAAUGAUCAAAGUGAGGCAGGUGAAAUUGACAAUUCAGAUAUAAAGGAAUCCACAUCUGAUUCCGUAGCGGAAAAUGCGAGUAGUAAUGACAGACAGGAUGAUCAAAUAGCCAGAAAGAAGAAAUCUUCAAAACAGACUAUUGAGAAGAAGAAAGAGAAUGUGAAGAAAGAAGCCAUCGGAAAAUCAAAGAGCUCAUCCAAAGGGAAGAGAGCUAAGGCAACAUCAAAGAACACUAACAAUGCAUGCGAGGCAUGUGGAGAGGAGUUUGGAUCAAGGAAUCAAUUGCAUAAGCAUUUAGGUGACACUGGACAUGCUUCACUGAAGAUGUGAAGAACCAAUGAAAGAACUGUACUGAAUAUUGGAUUGAUGCGAGUAAACUAUGAACAGUAGAAGCCAGUUGCAGACAUUGAUUGGCGGCAAUUCUUUAUCACGAGCAUUCCUUCGUAUCAUAAAGUUGCUGAAAAUAUGAAAGGGACUCUGCAGGGAACCUUUCUUCUUUUCCUUUUUUUGGAUAACCAGAACCAAUGCUAGAGUAGUAUAAAUGCAACAAGGGGCAUGUGGGCAAAGCAGUACUACAGAAGCAGUCCCUACAGAAAUGCAACCUUGUAAAGGGGCCCGAGGGCAAAGCAGUCUGCUGGUUUGGUCUGGCUUUUCUUCGGUCUUCACCAAAGGAGAAACCGUAGAAUGAAAUGAUAGAUAAUUAGUCGAUUUGCCUUUAUGCUAAUGAAAUUUUGAUGGAUUUUAUAUAAACUUUAUUAGAGGGUAUCCCUUCAUUUUUGUUUGGAAUUUGGCGAACUUUAUCUUCAAU
This is a messenger RNA of Argentina anserina (silverweed cinquefoil), 2428 nucleotides long. RefSeq names its product DNAJ protein JJJ1 homolog. Gene Ontology annotation, molecular function: nucleic acid binding; zinc ion binding. The coding region runs from base 22 to 1950 and encodes 642 amino acids. The record is from RefSeq and is a predicted model, not a curated record. The transcript is spliced from 3 exons. NCBI's taxonomy places the organism in Eukaryota, Viridiplantae, Streptophyta, Magnoliopsida, Rosales, Rosaceae.